Molecule: messenger RNA, 3587 nt
Organism: Lytechinus pictus (painted urchin)
Lineage: Eukaryota; Metazoa; Echinodermata; Echinoidea; Temnopleuroida; Toxopneustidae
Exons: 9
Coding region: 67-1071 (334 amino acids)
Molecular function (GO): protein binding
Source: RefSeq, a predicted model, not a curated record
AAAAAUUUACCUGAGAAAACUCAGCAAAAGGAGAGGAACUUAAACACUUCACAGGGAUUUCAAAUAAUGUUCCCCAAGACUGUUGGAUUCGGGGCUUUGGUACUCGGGCUCGCAUUCCUGAGCUUUGGCCCCAAACUUAGCGCUGGUCAAGGGGACAAUGCUCCCCCAUGUAUCAACGAUACCCUUCGUUGUCCUAUAAGCAGAGCAUGUUACUCACCUCAAGCGGUAUGUGAUUCUUACGACGAUUGUGGCUCUGGUUUUGAUGAAAUGGAAUGCACAAAUUUAGAUGACUGCAAUCAAACGGUAUAUUCGGCUUUUGAUAGCGAUUGCAGUGUAGAAAGGUCAGGCGGGAUAUACAAUUCACUCGGCAGAGACUUCAUUUUUGAUGGAUCGUUUUACUUCGACAUACCCUUAUUUGAUUCAGAUUCUCCGAUUUGGAUUGACAGGGUGUAUCUCAAUUGGGGGAUUGCAAGUCCAGAUAUUCCUCAACCUACAAAUUUAACACAACAAGGAUGGUUUAUGCUACGUGUUUCAUCAGUCAAUUUUAACCUUUCUGAUGUUAUAAAUAGAACUGAACUAGAUGUUGUUACUCUUGAAUUAACGCCAGAUGACGUCGGUCGACAAGUAGAGAAGAAGUUUCGAGUGCCCUUGGAAGUUAACCAAUCUGAAGUUGACGCUUUUGAGGUAGUAUUAACCUAUGUAAUAGAUGCACAACCCAGUGAUGAAACUCCUUACACAGUUCCAGAGUUUCUCGAUCCUGGUAUUGUAGAAUUAGAAUUUGUCAGAUAUGUUGAUCCAGGGGGAUUUCCAGCUUGUUUUAAUCUAUUGGGAAGUCCAUGUCUAGCUGCAGCGUGGCCUUAUCUGAGGAGGAAUGGUGCACCAUCAUGUCAACCUCGGGAAAGGCAUCAAUUUGUGUCUUCUUUGUAUGGAAGAUGUAUCUAUUGGACGACGGAUACACUGGAUGAUAAUGUAGAUGGUCCAGGAUUAUCUGGGAAGGAAACUACAGGUGUUGAACACAGAAAACCGUUUACAAGAAAACAACUGGAGUUUGUGAAAGCUGCAAGAAAUUAAUCUUGCCGGGUACGCAUUCACUUCACCUUGGUCGAGUGCAGCACAGUGGAUAAAUGUGUUGCUGAAGGAAAACACCAUUGCUAGGAUUCAAACCCACGACACUCUGUUGAAAGGUGAGAGUCAGAACCACUAGACCACGACGCACCUACAAUUAACAAGCUGAUGUCAUACCCCCACUUGUUCUUUUGUAUUUUAUAACAAGAAGUCAUGUUUAUUCACAUUUUGACCUCCAAGAACUAAAAAGUGGAGUGAAGAUUUAUUUAAUGUAAACACAUGCAUUGCUUGAAAUCAUUUUAUGCUACGUGGGACAUAUCAUACACACGUGUACGAAAAUAUGAAAUUAUUAUGAUUUCAUUUUAUAACAUAAGCCUAACACAUAUUCCUGACGAUCAUGUGCACAUUCCAGUAAUUUUUCCCAAAAUGUUGCUAAACCUUCAAAUCAAAGACUUUGUUAUCUGAUUUUAACGAAAUUGUCAACAUUAUGCUUUUCUGAUUAAUUCUCUUCCUACCUAAAUCUCCCCUUUUCUCAUGCUUUCUUUCUAUGGUCCCAUUCAUUAUCCUUAUAACUAUGUUAUAUGUAAAAUGUAUCCGGUCGUCCAACCCAUUUGAUUGAAGGGCUAGGUACUCUAGACUGAAAGUUAUGUGAUUUAAAUUCAAAGAGUACAUCAGAAAAAAAAAAAACUGAAAAUUUCAUCAAAAUUGAAUGAGGAUUAACGAAAUUAUGACGAAUUAAAGUUGUUAUUUUUUGGUAAAACUGUUCUCUGCAAGUCCUCAUGGAUAUACAAGAUCCCAAUUUAUAUAUUUUUUUGUAUUAUAUGAAUUCAAAUUUUGUCCAAGCUAGGUUGUAAAAAAUUACGAUUGACUACUGAUUUACCGUGUAAGACAAAAAUUAUAUUAUUUCUCACACAUAGUUGAGUUAUUCAUCUGAUUCAACACAACAAAAAUAGACAAAAAAGAAAUAAGUGGGAAUCUUGUAUAUUUGAACUAUGGGAAAUAGUUAAAAAAUAGAUGUGCUACUAAGAAUUAUUUUCUAUAUGAUUUGCAAAAUAUUAAAAAAAGAUGUCGCUAUUUUUCUUGUUUUUUUUCUUCUAUUUUCAUGAUAUAUUCUUUAUCAUUCUAUUCUAUAUAUUCUAUUUUUGAUAUAGAUAUUAUUUAUUUCUUUAUGUAUCUUUAAUGUAUUUAUGAUAAACUUUUGGCAUGUUUCUACAGAAAAUCAUUAAAAACGAUUUAUCUUUUCCGGACUCGAAAAACCUUAUCACCCUUAAACCAACCUGCUUCUACAAACCAAAUAAUCUGAUUAAUUCACUUUUCGCGUUGCAAAUACGGCGGAAAUCGGAUAAUUCAACCUAUCACGUUGCAUUGUACAUAUGUCCAAAAUUGCAACUUCAUAGGAUAAUUUUCAAAAUUUGUGGUAGAUCUCAUUCAAUGUAGCAGGUAUACGUGUUGCACGAUCAGCUGGCGAGAUCGAAAAAGGCCAGAAUGUGCAAAUAUAUGUACUGCGAAAUUGCACUUCCGGGAUUAAGCACGUCCGCCAGACACGAUACGCUAUUUUGCCGUGUGUUUUUACAGAAAAGUUAAACGGAUUAACAUGGCAGUAACGAAACCAUAUUUUGCUUGAAGCAGUUUAUCAAUAAACCGCAUCGCGUCUGUUUCUACAAAAUUCUACAGGAAAGUUUUCCGGGAUUCUGGAUACUUACGCGGGUAAUACCUUUUAACGAUUAUAUGUAGAAACACGCCGUUUGAUAUAUCUUUUAGGUGAAAAGAAAAUAGAGAAAUAUUAGGAGGUUCUAUUUUUAUGGGGGUACUAUUUUCCCCCCUUUUGGGGAUAUUUAUUUCCUCUAAGUUUGGUACUCUUUACCUUUAAUGAAUCAUUUGGCCAUGUGAAGGCUAUCACACAUUUUGAGUUUAAUCUUCGAAAUUUGGUGUUCAUCAGUUUGUUGUCCAAACUCUGUCUUACAUGUAGAUUUGUUUAUAGGAAGAUUAACAUAAUAUCUAUGUGGAGUGCAAUCAUUGACCUCUUGUAGAGUCGUGCAGUCACAUGUAUUCAUAAUGCUGGUGCUUUUAUGCCAUACAUGUACUUGUCAAUACUGGGUUCCACUCUUUUGUACUUGAACUUAUUAGUAAAAAAAAUAUUUUAUUAAUGUCAUUGAAGUAGCUGUGUGAAAGCAAUUACACACAACAGAUUUAAAAUCAAGGUUAUUGUAUUACAAGUAUCAGGUUUGUUUGCAGAACAGUGGUUUUGCCAAGUACUCAAUCCACGUAAAAAGCCAUCAGAGAGAACAUGUUUAUUCUUGGAAAUGUUAUUAAUUUGUUGUGUUUUUCAAUUAAACUCUGUCUUGAUACAUGUUUAUUUUAGAUACCAAGAUUGACAGAGUAUAGAUGUCAACGAGGAGCAAAGUCAUAUAUAUUCAUAACUUAUGUGCUUUAAUUAUAAAGUCUAUACUUGUGAAUACUGUGUUCCAUUUAUGCUGUACUUAAACUUCUUAUAGUAAAAACAUUUGACGUUCUUGAAAUAA